This is a messenger RNA of Rattus norvegicus (Norway rat), 1197 nucleotides long. Lineage: Eukaryota; Metazoa; Chordata; Mammalia; Rodentia; Muridae. The record is from RefSeq and is a predicted model, not a curated record.
CCUAGAGGUUGGCUGUAGGACUUGGUGGUUUGCUCAGACCAUCAAGGACACAGUGAGCAGACCCAGCUGUCUGCUCAGAGAAGAGGAGACUCACAGAGGGACUCAGGGCUGGCUACUGGGGCAGGAAACCCCAGGAUCCAUGCUUAGGUUUACCAGAGUCCUGCCUCAGAGUAAAGACGGUACCUCAGUGUCAUCGCCAAGGGCAGCGCUCCAGGCUGGUAGGGGGCAGCAGGAGGACACUGGUGUCAGCAGCAUGAAGCCGAAUUUCAGUGGCCUGAGGGCCCUGGUGACAGGGGCAGGGAAAGGGAUUGGGCGUGACACUGCGAAGGCCCUGCAUGCCUCAGGAGCCAAAGUGGUGGCUGUGACUCGAACCAACGCAGACCUAGUCAGCCUUGCCAAGGAGUGUCCUGGGAUAGAGCCCGUGUGUGUGGACCUGGGUGACUGGGAGGCCACAGAGAAGGCGCUGGGCGGUAUUGGCCCCGUGGACUUGCUGGUGAACAACGCAGGGGUGGCGCUGUUACAGCCUUUUAUAGAGUCUACAAAGGAGAUCUUUGACAGGUCCUUCAACGUGAAUGUGCGUGCCGUUUUGCAGGUAUCCCAGAUAGUAGCCAAGGGCAUGAUUAACCGUGGUGUGGCAGGAUCCAUUGUCAACAUCUCCAGCAUGGUGGCCUAUGUCACCUAUCCUGGCCUGACCACCUACUGCUCUACGAAGGGAGCAAUCACUAUGCUGACCAAAGCCAUGGCCAUGGAACUGGGGCCGCACAAAAUCCGGGUAAACUCCGUAAAUCCCACUGUGGUGCUGACUGACAUGGGCAAGAAAGUCUCUGCAGAUCCUAAGUUUGCCAAGAAGCUCCUGAAGCGCCACCCACUGAGGAAGUUCGCAGAGGUUGAGGACGUCGUCAACAGCAUCCUCUUUCUGCUCAGCGACAGCAGUGCCUCUACCACUGGCUCUGGCAUCCUGGUGGACUCUGGCUACCUGGCCUCCUAGACUGCCCAGAUGGCACCUAUGGACCCCUGGAGGCCUCCCUGGCUCCACCCUUACACCAUGACCCUGCCUUCAUCCCAGAUUAACAGUUCUGCUUCCCUUCUGUGGAUCCACCCCAGCCCAUCCACAAACCCAGACUCCAGGAUCUCUCCCCUCCAUAUCAGCUAGACUGUGAUCAUUUUGCCUAAAUAAACGCACCAUAGUAUGUCUUA